CACAAGGGUUAUGAUGACAAUAAGAAGCAUUGUUAUGGAGACCGUGAGUAUAACGACCCCCAUGGUGUGAUGGAGUCGCUGGAGUUCCUGGCGAAACCCGAGAACAUGAGGAAGCUGAAGAAGAUGGGAAUGCUGGACAAGCUGGGGCCACUGGCGGGGGUUCUGAAGGGCAUGAACAAGAAGGGCAAAGGGAAGGGAGGACGCGACUACGACUUCGACUGUCUGGGGGGCAUAGGUCAGGGGUCAUGGGAUCGACCUAGCCGCGGUCAUGGAGGAAAACAUAAGCGUGGCAAACACGGACGGCGAAGGCGCAGUGGGUCAGGGUCACGUUCUGGCUCAGGGUCAAGAUCAGGGUCAAGGUCAGGAUCAAGGUCGGGGUCAGGGUCACGUUCACCUCAUGGCCGUCGCAAGCACGGCAAGCAUGGUAAACAUGGAAAACACGGCAAGCACGGGUCAAGAUCACCCUCGCCUGGAGGCCGCCACGGACACGGUCGCCAUGGUAAACACGGAAAGCGCGGGAAGCAUGGCGGACGGGGAGGAGGGAUGAAGUUCCACAACCUGCACGGGCUGGGGAAGAUGCUGCACGGAGGGGGAGGCUAUGACGACUACAGCAGUGACGAUUACUGCGAUUAGUGAUGACGUCGAACACACAGAUCCGUGCCGUCAUAGGAUAUGUUGUCUUUGUGUCGUCAUAGUUUAGUGUAGACCUUUUAGAAAGAUAAUUUUUUGUUCUAUCUAACCUAUGAUGAUGACUAAAGCAGUGACGAUUACAGCGACUAGUGAUGAUGUCGUGCACGUAGAUCCGUGUCGUCACGGGUUUAUGUUGUCUAGUAUUCACUUUUGAAACAUGUAGUGGGAAGCUACCUAACCUACUGGGGUAUAUCUAAAAUUAUUAUCAUAACAUUUUCAUCAACUUUGUUUUAUUUUAUCAUCAAUUAUUCCGUAACUAUUACGUCGUAUUUUGUUCGUAUAUGUAACGCUAUUUGUAACGACAUUAAAAUGGAAGCUGUC
Branchiostoma floridae (Florida lancelet) is the source of this 1011-nucleotide messenger RNA. RefSeq names its product oleosin-B4-like. The record is from RefSeq and is a predicted model, not a curated record. NCBI's taxonomy places the organism in Eukaryota, Metazoa, Chordata, Leptocardii, Amphioxiformes, Branchiostomatidae.